UUUGAACUGGUAGGAAUAGCGGGUGGCGCCGUCGGAAGUUCUCCGUAGAGCCCGAAGGAGUGGGCCUGGGGGGUAUGGCUCGUGCAAACAAUGAUUGCAGAUCUUGCCAGUUUUCGGUUUUCAGGGUAGGUCUCGGAAGCGCGCUGAAGCCUGAAUCGGGAUGAUGGAAAAUAGGGGGUAGCGGCUGGUGACUCGUAUAAGUUCUUACACGUAUACCCUCUACACCUUUUUGGUAUUCACCUGCAUCACGGCGAUUAAUGAAGGCCCGAUAGUAGUAAUUGCAGGUCACUCGUUUGAACCUAUUGGGUGUGGGACAAUGAAGUUUGAGGCUCUAAUAGGUGUGGAGAAAGCAUGUACGCCAACCACAUCAUGACAAAUACUGGAUCAGCGAACGAACUACAACUACGAUUGCUUCAGUCGUAAGGAUCAAGAAUACAUUUGUAGUAUUUGUAGCAUGCCUGUGGCACUCUGAAUGCACCCGAAUCCAAAAUGUAGCUCUGAUAGUGUUUGCUGUUAUUGUUUGCUUUCUUGGCCCAUCUACCACCAAAGCUUUUGAAACGCGUACUGUUCUCGAUAAUCAAGAUUCACACGAUAAUCUGGCUGGCCUUUUGGUAGUUGACAUGCUGUGGCUUUGGCCUAUUGAAAUGUAGAGAUUGCAUCGUCAUUGUAUGGGGAUUAGCUUACGUCACUAGUCCGGAAGGAGAAUAUGAACAUCAACCUCAUCUUAGUUUGACCGCCACUUUUCCACCCACGAACCUACUUGAUCAGUAAAUCAAGAUAUGUGAAAUGACACCACACUUUGCGAAAUCCUGAGCGGCGAUGCCUGAUCACAGCUCGUUCCCUUGCCUAUAGCAGGUUUCCACACCGCCAGGGGAUCCUCCCGCUUCCCACAUCUCGGCGCGGCAACGGGUAUCCUCACGAUUCGUCUGAUCCAAUCCUCCAUCAAAGCCUCGUUGCGGCCCGAGUCAGACACCCGUUAUCGGCAGGGAGUGUGGUUAACUUGAUCCCUCCACAUGCCCAACUGCCAAACGCCUUAAGCGUCUCAAAAAGCGGAACGGCAAGAUCCUAUGGCAUCGCGAGUUGAUAACCUUCUCCAUCAAAUGCCUAGGAUAUGUGCUUUCCAAUAGCAUGGAAACGGUCGUCUAUUAGGCCUUCCCGCGCGCACCGUUCGAUCAGCACGCAGGAGCCAACGCAAGCGCGCAUCGUACCCUUGUUCAGACCUGAGAAAGGGUGCUGUCCACCCGUGGGCUAUCCCACCAUGUCGGCCCAUGGCAGCCCGUGCACAACUGGUAAGGGAUUAACGGGUGCCAGGCCCUUAAAUCAAAUAGCUGCUGGGUCCCGACUCUACUUUGGACAGCACAACUUUUGCGUACUCCUCAAUAUACUUUUUGUUCUCUCUCUACAUUUUUGCGCAAUCUGCUCCGUCUGCCAUUGUUAUUCACAGAGCAUUACUACUCUAACAUGGAAUCUUUAUCAAACCUUUCUGCCUUGACCGUCACAGAGACAACGCACGUAACAUCAUCAAGCCCCACCGAGUCCCAGCCAUCAGAGAACGGAACGGCUCACUCCCAGGCCGAACCCACACCAGCCCGUCCCGCAAGAAACAUGGAAGUCCGCAGAGGCGCAAACACCGAAGACAUCCCGCAAAGCGAAGCCAACAACGCCAUCAUAAUCCUAUUCUGCAAACAAAAGGAAAUCUCCUUCCUCGAAUUCAAAAAGCGACUCGAGGAGGACUGGGUGCCGUGCCUAGAGCGUGUCUGCGGUCCCUUGUUCCCGCUCACAUAUAUACGCCGAUACAUUGCGCACAAAGACAACGACAAAAUUCGAGCGCAAGACGGUUCGCUCGGGCUGCCAUCUCUGAUGAUCGGGAGAGAAGAGGAUCUUCUCUUCGAUUGCUUGGUGGAAGCUACGUUUGAGGAUAACUUGCACAUGCUGCAAUGGUUCAACCUCGUCAACGAGGAAGGCCCAGCUGCUGAGCUCAUCGAGUGCGAAGCCACCUUCUCAGAUAUCAACAAGCUCAAGAUAAUCGUCAUGGAAAACCGUGUCACGAUCAACAAGACGCGAAGGCUGAAGUCGUGGGAAUAGAUGAAGCUAUCUAAACAAUUGCACUUGGGUACACGCAGCGGAGCUACAUCUCGGUAGACGCUCUUCAUUCGCUUGAUUUGGGCAUGGUACACGGUGUUAUUGUGCGGUUUUCAGAUGCGCUCUUGAUUGGUUAUUUCCAUGGGGAAGGGGGGUGACGGGUAGGAUGGAUAUAUGGGCAAAAAGAAACAGUCGGGAUGCUGGGCAUCAUUGAAAGUUAUCACCUAUUCAUUAUCAUCAUCAUCAUCAUUAUCAUUCCCAUUGGCAUGCGCACAACACAUGCGCAUCGCACAUUUGAUUAUAGCUGCAUAGCGAAGCAUCACCAAAAAAAAUUCACAUCUUCCACAAUAUACUCCUCCUUGCACUCCCAUUUUUUGGGGUUGGAAUCUUGAAGUCGUUGACAUUGCAGUUAUAUACGCGCGGCUACACCCGUUUCCUUGUACCCCACUCCGCACUGCGCCGCACAUGAACGAUCAUGCACAUAGACACAUAUCUGUGCCGUAGAUUAGAUGUUCCCUCCUCACCCCUGCGCGCGUGCGUUGAACGGUGAAGAAUGCACGCGCGCCUCCCCCACGUUUCCCCACGCAGAUGCCAUAUCAGAACCGUGAAUCAUCGAUCUCCGCGGAAUAAAUUGAUGGAUUGUUUUGGUUGGUAUUUCCUAGUUUGGAUGUCGUUGCGAUGGGUUUCUUCUUUUUCUUAUUCUUUUUUGAAAGUGGGUAAUGUAUGUGGAAGAUGUCAUGUAAUC
Messenger RNA from Periconia digitata, 2827 nucleotides. The record is from the annotation of a GenBank genome assembly. Lineage: Eukaryota; Fungi; Ascomycota; Dothideomycetes; Pleosporales; Periconiaceae.